Molecule: messenger RNA, 843 nt
Organism: Amphimedon queenslandica
Lineage: Eukaryota; Metazoa; Porifera; Demospongiae; Haplosclerida; Niphatidae
Exons: 4
Coding region: 94-843 (249 amino acids)
Source: RefSeq, a predicted model, not a curated record
GGUACACCAGGAGAGUUCACUAACUGUCCUAUAUCUUUUUGUACUAGUGUGAACACUAGACAGUAUAAGACACAUCACAUCUCAACAGUAAUAAUGGAGAUAAUUCUAUCUUUCCUGUCUUUUAUGUUGUUAUUUAAUCAUCUUGAUGGUACUCCUCAGUUCACUACAUGUCCCAGUUCAGUGUGUCUCUCUCAACCAGUUACUUAUGAGUGUAACAGUGGAGCAGAUACUCUUGCAUGGAUAGUACUAGAUACUAAUGGUGAUAGGGUUGGUAGUCCUGUAGCUUAUACUGUGUUUAAUAAUGUUGGUGAUACUGGUUCUAUUGGUGGUCAGUUUAUUACUGUCUUGACUGUUGGUGGUUCUUCUCUUGUUUCUAAUAUAACAUUCACUCCUACUUUAAAUAUGAAUAAUUAUACUGUCCAAUGUGGAGCUGUUGGUACAUUAGUGAACUGUUCUAUAGUAAUAGCAAAUAUUCCAUCUGCUCCUAUUCCUAGUAGUAUCACAUUUUAUUCUGACAGUCUUACCUUCCCCUGGUCCCCAUCAAACAGUUCUUGUUUAUCUCAUUACAAUGUUAAUGUUACUAGUAUUGAAUACACUAUAAGUACUAAUGAUACUAGUCUGAGUUUACCAGUACCUUCAACUAAUGAUACAGAACAUUCUAUUAGUGUAGUAGCUGUUGAUACUGGUGGUAGAUAUAUGGAUCCUGUUGAUCAAAGGACAUUUGUAGCUGAUGUCCCUGAAUUUGUAACUAAUAUACAAUUAAAUCAGACUGAUCUUAGCAUUGAUGUGUCAUGGGAAGAAGUAAAGAAAAUUAUUAACCAAUAUUUUAUGCUUUUUUUGUAG